AUGGAGGCUUCUCAUUCUGCCUACGUUGGCACCGAGCCCACCACAGCCAUACCCACCGCCUCCCCAACGUCUUCAUCGCCCAGCUACCUGCAGUUCUUCUGGGAGUACCAGGACAAUGCUGUCAUCGUCGAGCAUUACAACUUUACUGGCAAGCUGCAGGGCGACCGCUACCGCGAGGGGCUCAAACCCGAGGGCAUUGCCUUCCUGGUGGUGUGUCUUCUCAUUGUUCUGGAGAACGCGGUUGUUCUCCUCGCCAUCUGGAGAAACAAGAAAUUCCACCUGCCCAUGUAUUACUUAUUGGGAAACCUGACUCUGUCAGAUCUGCUCGCUGGGAUCACAUACAUGGCCAACAUCAUCAUGUCAGGCCCCAACACUUUAAAACUGACACCUUUGCUAUGGUUCAUCAGAGAGGGAGGCGUCUUCAUCACACUGGCCGCCUCUGUCAUCAGCUUGCUGGCCAUCGCCAUCGAACGUCAUGUUACCAUGGUGACCAUGAGGCCGUACCAUGGAGCAAAGCGGGGACGGAUGUUAGCACUGAUUGGUGCAAGUUGGGCCCUGGCAGGGUUUUUGGGAGUCCUGCCAAUUCUGGGAUGGAACUGCAUCCACAGACUGGACCAGUGUUCAACAGUCCUCCCACUAUAUGCUAAGAGUUACAUCCUUUUCUGCGUUUCCGUGUUUAGCGCGGUACUGCUAGCCAUAGUGGUCCUUUAUGCUCGGGUUUUUCGCAUUGUCCGUACCAAUACACAACGUCAGAGACUGGGGCUGUCUGGUAGCUUGAGGAAGGGCUUGGCACGGAAGUCACAGAAGUAUAUAGCCUUGCUCAAGACAGUCACUAUUGUCCUGGGUGUCUUCAUUGCUUGUUGGCUGCCACUCUUCCUUCUCCUCCUCCUGGAUUUCUUCUGCCCCAACCGCAGCUGCCGUCUACUAUACAAGGCAGACUACUUCCUGGGUGUCGCCAUGGUGAACUCGCUGCUCAACCCCAUCAUCUACACUCUCACCAGCAAGGACAUGAGGAGGGCCAUCCUCAGGCUGCUGUGUCGGCCAUGUCUAAUGACCAGUGAUGGCCAGGUGAAGAAGAUUGGGGUUCCCUUCCUGGAGUGCAGUUUCAGUAAGACAGAGGUAGCCUCCCAAAAGUUAGAUGGGGGGCAGGAGACAACUAUCUCAUCUGGGAAUGUCAUCACCACCCCUUCCCCUAUUAAGGCACUCUACCCCAAGCUCUUCAAAUCCUGA
Messenger RNA from Lampris incognitus (smalleye Pacific opah), 1230 nucleotides. It is a transcript of the gene s1pr5b, whose product is annotated as sphingosine-1-phosphate receptor 5b. Bases 1 to 1230 code for a protein of 409 amino acids. The transcript has a single exon. The record is from RefSeq and is a predicted model, not a curated record. Gene Ontology annotation, cellular component: membrane. Gene Ontology annotation, molecular function: sphingosine-1-phosphate receptor activity. NCBI's taxonomy places the organism in Eukaryota, Metazoa, Chordata, Actinopteri, Lampriformes, Lampridae. Gene Ontology annotation, biological process: G protein-coupled receptor signaling pathway.